UCAGUAUUUUGUAAACAGGCGUUACACACAAAGGGGAGUCGUCACUCGUCAACCGAGGUGGAUUUUGCCAAAAAUGGUGGUAGCUCUCGCAUUGGGGUUUCCUCUUUACCAAUCUCGUCCGAUCAACUCCACAGUUUCCGAUCGAGUUUCCGGCGGCGGCGGCUGUGUGGAUCCCGGCGGAUCGUUUCCAUCUUUUCUUCCCAAGGAAGUUUACAAAAUCAGAGACCCCUCUGCUAGAACUUUGGCUCAGAGAAUUCAACGACUCCCUGUAAAGGUUGGAUUUUCCGAGAGUUCAAUAAUGAGUAGCUGUGUCACACCCAAAGUUCGUCGUGAUUCGAAUCCGGUGGUUCUGCUACAUUGCUUUGACAGCUCUUGUUUAGAAUGGAGAAGUGCGUAUCCUUUGUUGGAAGAUGCCGGUUUGGAGGCUUGGGCUGUCGAUAUUCUCGGCUGGGGUUUCUCCGACUUAGAAAGACGUCCACCCUGUAACGUAGCAUCGAAAAGAUACCACCUUUACCAGUUAUGGAAGUCUCACAUUAAAAGACCGAUGAUAUUAGUCGGACCAAGCCUUGGUGCUGCAGCUGCAAUAGAUUUUGCUGUCAAUUUUCCCGAAGCUGUUGAUAAGCUGAUUUUAAUUAACGCAAAUGUUUACGCAAACGGCACUGGAGUUCUUACAAAAUUACCAACACUAAUGGCUUACGCAAUGGCCUCCGUGCUGAAGAGUAUACCGAUCCGAUGGUACGCAAAGCUACUGGUUUUCAACGGCAUAUCAUUGUCUAAGAUGCUAGACUAUACCGACGUGGGGCGACUUCACUGCCUCAUGCCGUGGUGGGAAGAUGCUACCGUAAAUUUUAUGCAGAGUGGCGGUUAUAAUGUCACCGGCCAAAUUAAAAAGGUGAAGCAAAAAACACUCCUCAUCUCCAGCGAAUGCGAUAAUAUAGUCGACAGUAAGUUCGCGGAGAGACUGAAAAACGAACUACCAAACGCAAGUGUGCGGAAAGUUCCGGAAUGCGGUCAUAUGCCGCACAUCGAGAAGCCGUACUUGAUUGCUAGAUUAAUUGCUGAAUUUGCUCAAGAUGCUAGUUCUGAAGAAAUUCUUCCGAUUUCGUACUUUGUUGACAAUAUUUCGAGCAAAAACAAACAUGUUGUGUAGAAAUGUACCAAGGAAACGAGGAACAUAAAUCUACUGCUGUAGAACUAUUUGUUGACAAAUUAAAUAUUUUUUAUUUUUAUUUUUCCUAUGUAUGUAUUUGAAAUUCUUUUGAUAUUAUUGUCUUUGGG
Erythranthe guttata (spotted monkey flower) is the source of this 1278-nucleotide messenger RNA. Its product is annotated as alpha/beta hydrolase domain-containing protein VTE7. The record is from RefSeq and is a predicted model, not a curated record. Gene Ontology annotation, molecular function: catalytic activity. NCBI's taxonomy places the organism in Eukaryota, Viridiplantae, Streptophyta, Magnoliopsida, Lamiales, Phrymaceae.